UAUCAACCAACUAAUAAAAGGAUAAUAAAAACGACAAAGAUCUCUGCUUUUUUUUACUUCUGGUUUUCUUGUUGGGUCUCUGAACGGUUCUCACUUCUUUAGAGCAUGCGGUAGAGAGUCUUGUCUGAAUCAUCGGAACAAAAAAAGGGACUCUGUUCACUGUGCCAUGGCAACUGAUACAACAGCCUCAAGUUACUGGCUGAAUUGGAGGGUUCUCCUCUGCGCUUUAAUCCUCUUAGCUCCAUUGGUAUUAGCAGCGAUUCUCAUUUGGAGAUACGAAGGCAAAAGAAGAGAACGAGAAACACCAGGGACAUUGUUCCAAGACGAAGCUUGGACUACAUGUUUUAAAAGAGUCCAUCCUCGUUGGUUGCUUGCCUUUAGAGUCUUCUCAUUUGUUGCAAUGCUCUCUCUACUCAUUUCGAAUGUUGUUCGUGAUGGUGGUGGCAUAUUUUACUUCUAUACUCAGUGGACGUUUACUCUUGUCACAGUCUACUUUGGGUAUGCUUCGUUGUUAUCUAUUUAUGGAUGCUGCAUCUACAAAAAAGAUGCUGGUGGUCACACAGAGAGUUAUACAAGUAUAGGUGAAGCGGAACAAGGCACUUAUAGACCACCAGUAACCCAUGAUGGGACGGGAACUACGCCAAAAUCUCCCAUUUCACAUUCAGAAGUACUAGUCCGAGAAGCAGCAGGGUUUUGGGUUUAUGUCUUUCAGGUUCAGUUCCAAACUUGUGCUGGUGCUGUUGUGCUAACAGAUAUCGUGUUUUGGGUGAUUAUCUACCCGUUUACUAAUGGUUACAAGUUGAGUUUGCUUGAUGUUUGUAUGCAUUCUCUCAACGCUGUAUUUCUCCUCGGUGACACAUGUCUCAAUUCAUUGCGGUUCCCUCUGUUCCGGAUUUCUUACUUUAUACUUUGGAGCUGCAUUUUUGUGGCCUACCAAUGGAUAAUCCACGCCUUCAAGAACUUAUGGUGGCCAUAUCAAUUUCUUGAUCUUUCUUCACCGUAUGCACCCUUAUGGUACUUUGGAGUGACAGUGAUGCAUAUACCUUGCUUCGCAGUCUUCGCUUUGGUCAUAAAGAUGAAGAGUUCCUUGCUACAGCGUCAUAACUCGUCAUAGUUUUGGGUUCAUGAGAUGAUAAUCACACAUGAGGAGACAACCACUGUCAGGGGAUAAGAGGCUAUCCAAAAGAAAGAAUAGUAAGUCAAAAGGGAUCUCAAAGUUUCCAAGUACAGACCAAAUAUUUGGUCUUGUUUAUGAUUAAAAGAGAAAACAAAUGACAACUCUCUUUUUGUUGUUAAACCAUUGAUAGAUGUCUUCUUUGCUGUAAAGACGAAGCAUAAAACUUAGGGAAAUUUUUUUAUUUUAAAACUAUUUUCUUUAUUUUAUAACAA
Messenger RNA from Eruca vesicaria subsp. sativa (arugula), 1389 nucleotides. The record is from the annotation of a GenBank genome assembly. NCBI's taxonomy places the organism in Eukaryota, Viridiplantae, Streptophyta, Magnoliopsida, Brassicales, Brassicaceae.